Molecule: messenger RNA, 2872 nt
Organism: Chara braunii
Lineage: Eukaryota; Viridiplantae; Streptophyta; Charophyceae; Charales; Characeae
Source: the annotation of a GenBank genome assembly
CCGGCUGAUGGAGAGAUCUUCACUGUCAUACCGUCCCAGUACUCUGAGACUUCAGACAAAUCUGAGUCAAACGAGUCAAAUGGUCGACUGGUGGAAGUUUCAUUCCCAGUUCCAUGGAGGAGGACGAGUUGCAGCAGAAGGAGAAGGACCAGCAGCAGCAGCAGCAGGAGGAGGAGGAGGAGGAGGAGGUGGUAGACGUAUUAAUGUCGCCCAAAGCAGGAAGGAUGGGAAGGGCCAGGUGCAGCAAAAGCAUCCGGGGCCUGAGGAGCAGGAGGGCAUUGAACGUCCAGCAGCUGUCGAAAGCUUCUUCAUCACGAAGCGGCGGCUCGAGAAAUUGGCGGGAAAUGGACCAAUCGUUUUGACCUUUGGCAAUUUCGCUUGGCGGGAAUUCCUCUUUAAUUGGGCCAUCUCGGCGAAUCGAGUGGGAAUGGGCAAUUACCUGAUCGCCGCACUGGAUGAAGAGGUUCUCUGGAGUCUUUUUCAGUGCGGCAUUCCUGUCGCCGUCUCCAGAAUGGGUUUCUUCCCCCCCCAUCGUGCUAACUGGGGUACUGCAGCGUUCAGAAAACUCCAGGUUGUUAAACCCUCUCUAAUUCUCGACGUGUUGGACGCUGGGUUCGAUGUCCUGAUCAGCGAUGCCGAUGAGGUAUUUCUUCAAAACCCCCUCCCUUAUCUAGUCUCCCACCCCGAGGCUGAUCUCCUCUCCUCAACGGACUGUCCUUUAGUUGAGCGACACGAGUCUUCCUCUUUCCGCUUUCUUAGUAUUAACCAUUCCGUCGUCGGCAAUUUCGAGGAAUCCGAUUCCCGUGUUUUUCCCCCAGAAGGUCGACUAGAUUCAGUCGAGCCGGGACCUUGGCCUGCAUGCGACGCCAAGUUGUAUCACUUCAAUGUCGGCCUUAUGUUCUUCAGAAGCCGACGAUCAUGCCUCAGAUUGAUACGUGAUUGGGUCCGAACCCUAUCCAGAACAGAACAAGAUGACGUGGCACAGUCUUGGGAUCAACAGCUGCUAAACGAUCUCAUCAAGCGGACUCUACCGUCCGAUUCCUCUCGAUUCAUCUCCGAGUCGGGAUCCGUAUACUAUCGACUGUACGAUGGCUCUCUCGUCGUUGGCGCCUUGCCACAAGCACUCUUUGUCAACGGUCUAACCUUCUUCUACAACCAGCUUCCUGUUCCUGUUCCUUUUCCCGUUCCUCUCCCUGUUUCUGUUCCCGUACCUGUAUCUGGUCCAUUUCCCGUUCCUUUCCCUGUUUCUGUUCCCGUACCUGUAUCUGGUCCAUUUCCGGGCGCCGAAGCAAGGCCCAUAGUAGGACCAGAUUCCGAACCAAGAACCAUGGCGCCAGCUGGAGGUGGCAACGACGGCGGCGGAGGAGGAGGAGAGGGAAGAGGAGGAGGAGGAGGAAGAGGAGGUGCCGCGGCAGCUGGUCUUGACGCUGCUGGAAUUACGACCAGCACAAGUAGAGGUACGGAUCCCCUCCAGUCUCGCCCCCGUCCUCCACUCUCUCGUCGGGACGGUCGCGUAAGCGACAUGCCCCCUCCUGCAGCCGGUGGUUCGGUACCUGGUCGUGAUUUUGACCAACGUGCCAGCGGCGAUGGCAGCAGCAGCAGCAGCAGCAGCAACAGCGACAACAACAACAACAACAACAACAACAACAACAACGACGAAGUCAAUGACGGCGGGAAAUUAGUUCAUAGUCGCAGUGGUAGAACGAUUUUAAAACUCCCUCUUCCGUAUGUGAUUCACACCAAUUAUGAAGGAGAUAGCUGUUUAAAGAGGAUGCGGCUACGUGACGCCGCGCUGUGGGAUAUGGAUUCUCCAUCUUAUCUUUUUGCGCCGAAGAAGAAGGGCUUCCUUCAUUACAGCCUGCCGUCAAAGGCACUCUCCGAUGCCGUACUAGAUGCCGCCGCCAGCAAUCGAACAGUCAACCUGUUGCUCAGGAAAUUGCAAUUGGCAUGUUUUCGUGACGCUCUGGCGAUCGCCUUGGCUCUCGAUCGUGUUCUCAUCAUGCCCACGCUGGUCGGAGAUUGGCCUCCCUUCAUGCCCUUCAUGGAAUCUGCGGGCAAGCUGCCGGGAGUUCGACGGCAGGGAUGGACCGAUAACGUCAUCAAGAUCUGCGAUCUGGAUCGCGAUGGCGGAGAAUCAACGGACAUAAUUCGUGGACGUAAUUUCUUAAGUCAUCGCUGGAUCGGAGGAGAGCAGAUAUGGAACUCACGUUUAGACGUUCUCGUUCUAGGAGGAGGAGGAGGAGGAGGAGGAGGAGGGGAAGGCGGAGGAGGAGUUGGUGAGUUUCUGGAGGAGAUGACGGGGAAAUCCAACUGGCAAAGCGAGGAGGAGGAGGAGGAGGAGGAGGAGGAGGAGGAGGUGACACAGGAGCAGAAGGAGAAGGAGAAGGAGAAGGAGAAGGAGAAAAAAAUUAUGGUUAAUCGUCGUCUCGUUAAGGACAAUAAGUGGGCAGGUAGAAGUAAUCAGUCAUCAUUGAUGUGCAUUGAAGGACUCAUGGCAGGACUACCGGUAGGAUCGGUGGUGGAAAUGCGAGAAACGACAAAACAGCUAUGGAUUAGCCGAGGAAUGAACGAUCGACAGCUGGCAUCCUGCUUCCAAAAUUUCGAUGGGGUCCAAUUACUCGAGUUCACGACCGUGGGUGAUCUGUUCGGAGGCUUCACGUCCUUCAACCAACGCACAACGUUUUGGAGGAUAUGGAAGAGGUAUGUGAGAAAGUUCAGGGACGAUGACGAUGAUCGGAUCUGAUCGGUUCGAGAACAUGGCCCUGAGCAAGGGUUGGGGUUACAUUGCACAAACAGCAAGAGGUGUACUUUUCUCGGUCAUUUGGCAGGGCCGUAACGACAAAGUAUUUCACAAUGAACAGUGGUCCAUCUC